AUGGAUCUCGCCAAAAACCUCCUUCGCAUAACAGCGCGAGCAUUCUACUCGACCGAAGACGUCCUCAUCGUCGACGCCCUCGGCAUCCACAGCACUCUCACAGACGCCGACCUCGCACACUGUCUAGGCACCAACAAGAAAGAGCUACGGAAGCAAUGCGGCAAGCUCAAAGACGCCGGCCUGAUAUCCGUACAAACGCGCGCCGAGAAGAAGGAAGAUGCGCCGCCGCCAUCGACGAAUCCAAAUUUCAAGAGUAGAGAACAUGUCAAGCAUGUGGAUUGGUACUGGUUGCACUUUCACCCAGCCAUUGAUGCUAUCAAGUACCGUUUGUCGCGGUUGUCCAAACACAUUGACAGUAUGGGUGCGCCGACGACGGAAAAGAAGGAUCUAGAGUGUCCGAGAUGCAAGAGCCAAUAUACAGAUCUGGAAGUCAUGGACAACAUCGAUCCCCUGAGUGGUAGCUUUCUCUGCCAUCUCUGCGAACACCCUCUCGAUCCUGUAGACGAAGACCUGCAAGAAAAUGAAAGCAAAAUGCGCCUCAACACACAAGUCGCCGCCAUCGAAGCCCUGCUCCGCGAGAUCGAUCAGGCAAACGUACCAGAAAACGACUUUGAUACGGCCUUGUCGCUACACCUGCCCAUCAACAGAGGAGACGCGCAUCCAGACCGUCCAACGAGAAUCGCAGAAGAGGUCAAACCCAGCAUUGCCGGAUCCAAGGGUCUGGCUCUGGCGCCCGAAACAGUCAAGGUGCAAUUGGAAGACGACAUCACAACAAAACCAGAUCCAGAGGCUGCAAGGAUCAAGCGCGAAAAGGAGGCCAAGCAAAACGCUCUGCCCGAGUGGCUCACGAGGUCGACGGUUUCUGGCGACAUGACAACGGCAGGCGCAAAGGAGCUGAGGGAGCAACGAGAAAGAGAAGCACAUGCCGGAGGUCUCUCCGUCGACGACGCAGCAGACGAGAAGAAACUGGGAGGCACGCCAGGAAGAGACGAUGCCGUCAUGGACGACUACUGGGCCGCAUACCGUGCAGAGCAAGAAAGAGCGAGGUUGCAAGAGGAAGAGGAAGAAGAAGACGAAGACGAGGACGAGUUUGAAGACGUACCUCCAGGCGCAAGUGUACCAGACAUCAAGGUCGAGGAGGCUGAAGGUCCAGAUGCCAAACGCGUGAAGACGGAGCAAGAGGCUGAUGCUAAGCCCUUGGCCAGUGUCGCGCCUCCUGUCGAUGCCAAUGCCGAGUCUGACGAAGAUGAUAUGGAGUUUGAGGAUGUCUAG
Messenger RNA from Aureobasidium vineae, 1272 nucleotides. The record is from the annotation of a GenBank genome assembly. NCBI's taxonomy places the organism in Eukaryota, Fungi, Ascomycota, Dothideomycetes, Dothideales, Saccotheciaceae.